CAAAAUAAUCCCAUGUGGCUGUUUUUACGCUCUUUUUCAAGGAAAUUUCUCCUUCCGCCAUUUCCCCCACGUAGACACGUCUCUCUUCUGCAACUUGCAGGGACCGAAAAACAGCAACACACGCGAGAAAACCAAAGAUAUCGGCUUCAAGGAAGCUGAUGCUCAAGAGUCUGAUGGUGGCAAAGGCUAAAGAGGAGCUAGAGCAGGAAAUCCUGGACAAAGAGGAGGAGAAAGACAGGUAUCUCUCAGAGAGAGCGCCCCCUCUCAAAACUAGUGGUCUGAGCCUCGCACAGCUGCAGGAUCUGUGCAGAGAACUUCAUGCCAAAAUUGAUGUGGUGGAUGAAGAACGAUACGACAUUGAAGCUAAAGUCAUGCUCAACACACGUGAGAUUAAAGACUUGAACAUCAAGGUUUUGGACCUGAGGGGGAAAUUCAAGAGGCCAAAUCUGCGCAGAGUUCGUGUGUCUGCUGACGCCAUCCUGCGCUCUCUGCUGGGAUCCAAACACAAGGUUUCCAUGGAUCUGAGGGCCAACCUGAAGUCUGUGAAAAAAGAGGACACCGAGAAGAAGCGUCCAGUGGAAGACAGCGACUGGAGGAAGAACGUGGAGGCCAUGUCAGGAAUGGAAGGAAGAAAGAAGAUGUUUGACGCAGCUAAAGGUCCUGCGCAGUGAACGACGGCAGAGUUGUCUCCUCUUCUGCUCCGGCUGGUUUUAACACACUGCUGUCUUUUUUUUUUUCCUAUGCCAGGAAGGGUUUUUACUUCACCCCGCCCUUCUUAGAUAACGUUUUAAAAGGUACAGAUCUAUGUGCGAUUAUUGCGUCAACUUUUUUUUCUAUAAUUAUUUCACCAUUUCAGCACAGGAACACUUACUGUACGUGAGCCUUUCAUUUCCCUGAUAGACAAAUAUGGUCUGCUGCUGACAUAAUGGUAUGAAAAGUGAUCUAAUAAAAUGAUUUGCAUGUUUUAUUUUCUUCACUGUGGAGAAAUCCUUAUCUUGUCUUAUGGUUUUGCAAACCUGUAAGGCGACAAACUCUUCUGUUGCAUUUACAUGAGAACAUAUAAAAUACACAAAUAAAAUACUGGA
This is a messenger RNA of Cynoglossus semilaevis (tongue sole), 1085 nucleotides long. RefSeq names its product troponin I, slow skeletal muscle-like. Lineage: Eukaryota; Metazoa; Chordata; Actinopteri; Pleuronectiformes; Cynoglossidae. The transcript is spliced from 6 exons. Gene Ontology annotation, cellular component: troponin complex. The record is from RefSeq and is a predicted model, not a curated record. The coding region runs from base 159 to 671 and encodes 170 amino acids. Gene Ontology annotation, biological process: skeletal muscle contraction; cardiac muscle contraction.